AUGUCGAGUUUGCUAGGAGCCGGUUAUGAUUCCAGCGAAGAUGACGCCUCGGCCGUGCCCAAGCCCUCCGUGACGACCGCAACCCAGGUCAUCGCUGCACCAGAAGUCAAUACAGAGGACCAGGCGCAUAUGCAGAUGACCCUCGCCAAUACCUCUUCUCAAGCUCUCACCUACAACGCGACGUACGAUGAUCUGAUGCGCCCCUCGCAGGGGCCUGUGAAUCCGUUUAAAACAUCGGGUCCUGGAAAUGGAAUUAAGAGAAAGAACGUCCCAACAGGAUUUGCCGAAGAAGCGGCCAUCAGCGAGUCCACAUUCGCUGCGCAACAUCGCACUUUCCAAAGUCUUGGCUACACGCGCAAUCCAACACGGCCGGAUCAGUUCGUCGGAAACCUUGACAAUGUGGCGCAAUAUGGCGGCAAGGAUGUCGUCCAAAUGAAACCGACGAAAAGCGCUGCAGCAAAAUGGCGAACAAAGAGGCAAAAGAAGGGCGACUCCAGUAUCGUAGAAGGCGAUGGCGCUUAUCUCGGACCCUGGGCGAAAUACAACAACGACCAGCAAUAUGAUACAUAUGAGGUAGAAGGAGAUGAUCGCGAACUUGCCAGCGACGAGGAGUAUGUCGAAGAGGAAGAUGAGACCCUGGCCCCUGCAGAGCCCAUGCCGGCCAUGAGCAAGGCGGCCACCGAGUACGAGGAUGACUACUCCAGGCAGGAAACAACCGAAUUCCACGGCUCAGAGCAGUACGACUACCAGGGCCGGACGUACAUGCACGUGCCACAAGAUCUGGAUAUCGAUUUGCGCAAAGAACCCGGCAGCGUCAAGAAUUACGUGCCGAAAAAGCUUGUACAAACCUGGAAGUCACACACAAAGCCAAUUACCUCUCUUCGAUUCAUACCGAACACCGGCCACUUGCUGCUUUCGUCGGCAGCCGAUGGAAAGGCCAAGAUCUGGGAUGUGUAUCACUCUCGCGAACUGUUGCGGACUUUCUCGGGUCACAGCAAGGCAAUCUCAGACACAGACUUCCAUCCGUCAGGGAAGACUUUCCUUACCGGUUCAUACGAUCGACAGAUCAAGCUCUGGGAUACGGAAUAUGGCAAAUGUCUUGGCCGGUUCUCCACCGGCAAAACACCACAUGUCGUCCGCUUCAACCCUUCGGCCGAGCAUUCACAUGAAUUUUUGGCUGGUAUGUCCGACAAGAAGAUCGUUCAAUUCGACACACGGUCCGGCGAGCUUAUCCAAGAAUACGACCACCACUUGGCAGCCGUCAACACCCUCACCUUUGUUGACGACAACCGACGUUUCAUUUCCACAUCAGACGACAAGUCACUUCGCGCUUGGGAAUACGGCAUUCCCGUCCCAAUCAAGUUCAUCGCAGAGCCAUACAUGUUCGCGCUCACCCGUGCGACACCCCAUCCUAAUGGUAAGUAUGUUGCUUUCCAGUCAGGCGACAACCAGAUUGUCGUUUACGGCGCUACCGACAAGUUCCGCCAAAACCGCAAGAAGAGCUUCCGUGGUCACAAUACCUCUGGAUACGCCAUUGAUCUCAAGCUCUCGCCUGAUGGCCAGUUCCUGGCUUCUGGUGAUAGUGGUGGCUUUGUUUGCUUCUGGGACUGGAAGACCGGAAAGAUGUAUCAUAAAAUUCAAGCUGGUGGGAAGGAGGGUGGUGCCGUUACUUGUCUCGACUGGCAUCCCCAGGAAACGAGUAAGGUGGUCACCGGUGGACUGGAUGGCAUUAUCAGGUAUUGGGAUUAA
Penicillium soppii is the source of this 1749-nucleotide messenger RNA. RefSeq names its product WD40 repeat domain-containing protein. Gene Ontology annotation, cellular component: catalytic step 2 spliceosome. The record is from RefSeq and is a predicted model, not a curated record. NCBI's taxonomy places the organism in Eukaryota, Fungi, Ascomycota, Eurotiomycetes, Eurotiales, Aspergillaceae. The transcript is spliced from 2 exons. The coding region runs from base 1 to 1749 and encodes 582 amino acids. Gene Ontology annotation, biological process: mRNA splicing, via spliceosome. Gene Ontology annotation, molecular function: mRNA binding; protein binding.